AUGAAAACAUUGUGGGAGUGCAAAUAUUUCGAACCUAUUUCUUAUGGAGAACUUUUCACAUAUACGACUGACUUAUAUAAACAGAACCUUGCACCAUUUAAAGACUUGUCAUAUGCUCCAAAGUAUUGUGUACAACUGAAGAAGAAAGCUGAGUCAAAAGAAGUAAAUAAAAAUAAGUGCAAGUUCAUUCCUGAGCACGUUUUCUUUGCUGACUGUGAGUGUAGCACAGACGGCUUUCAUAAAGCUUUUAACAUCUGUUACGACAGUGAAGAUGGUUCAGUGAGUGAAAGCAUUUGGGGUCAGAACUGUGCAACAGAAUUUUUGGAACGACUUCCUGACAAGAGUUUAAUAUAUUUCCAUAACCUCAGUUAUGAUAUAAACUUCAUCUUAAGACACAUGACAGAAGUGAAAGGAACUCCCAUCAUUAAAGGUUCACGAACAAUGCAAAUAACUGGCUUAUAUAAAGGAAGGGCAAUUAUUAUAAAAGACUCUUACAGUGUUAUAAAUAAGAAGCUUAAACUAUUUCCUGCUAUGUUUAACUUACAAACAGGACCGAAAGAAGUAUUUCCAUAUAACUACUACAGCAGUGUUUUGUUAGCAAAUGACAACAGAACUGGUGUCAUUUCUGAAGCAUGUAAGUUUAUCCGGGAUGCAGAUACAUUCAUGAAAAACAUAGAUUCCAUCAAAGGUUGCAGAAUAGAUGAAAACCACUUCGACUUAGAAAAAUAUAGCACAUUCUAUUGCAAACAAGAUGUAAGAAUUUUAAGAGAAGGUUUUGUUAAGUUCCGCAAUGACAUAUUGAAAGAAUUUGAUUUAAACGUUUAUGACUAUGUUAGUAUUUGUUCAAUUGCUAACAAAUUAUUUGAGAACAGAGUGUACUUCCCGAAUGGAAAUUUAUAUGACAUCUCAAAUAAACCAAGAGAAUUUAUUUCACGCUGUAUUCAAGGUGGAAGAUGUAUGCUGUCAGAUAACAUGAAACAAAAGAGUGAAAAGAAACUCAUUGCUGACUUCGACGCUGUUUCAUUAUACCCUUCAGCAAUUGCAAGACUCUAUACUUUAGAAGGUAUUCCAAAGGUUAUGAAGAAAGAAAUGUUAAGCACAGAGUAUCUCAUGAGACAUUUAUUCAAUGACGACCAAAAGGAACCCAUUGGUGAAAAGUUUAUGUCUGGCUUCUUUGUUCUCAUUAAGAUAACAGAGAUUGGAAUACAUAGACACUUUCCUUUAAUAGUUUGUGACCCUGAACUAAAUCCAGAACUUAACGUUCCCAGAAGUUCAAACACUUGCUGUUUAAUGUAUGUUGACCAUAUAACAUUACAAGACCUCAUAAAAUAUCAAGGUGUCAAAUGUGAAGUGUUGCAAGGAUACUAUUACGAUGGAAACAGAGAUAUUAGAAUAAGAGAUGAAGUAAAGAAGUUGUUUGAGUUAAGGUUAAAGUAUAAGAAAGAAGGAAAUCCUUUGCAAGAAAAUAUAAAGCUCAUUCUGAACAGUAUUUAUGGCAAAACUAUUCUAUCUCCUAUUGAGUCAAAAAUAACCAUAGUAAAUGACAAAGAUGCUAUAAGAUAUGCCAUCAGAAACUACAACCAUAUAGUGAAGUUUGAAGGUUUGGAUGGUUCAGAUAAAACUAUUUUCAAGCUAACGAAAAGCAUUUGCAGACACUUUAACUUCUGUCCACUUGGUGUUAACAUUCUGUCUAUGUCGAAGAGAAUAAUGUGUGAAGUAUUCUGUACUGCUGAGGACUUAGGAAUGGACAUCUUUUAUAGCGAUACGGACA
Molecule: messenger RNA, 1771 nt
Organism: Trichomonas vaginalis G3
Lineage: Eukaryota; Parabasalia; Trichomonadida; Trichomonadidae
Product: organellar and viral DNA polymerase type B
Exons: 1
Biological process (GO): DNA replication
Molecular function (GO): DNA-directed DNA polymerase activity; DNA binding; nucleotide binding
Source: RefSeq, a predicted model, not a curated record